GUUUUGAUUUGGAUGUAUUGAAGGGGGUUGGGCAAGGUGAGGCGAAACGAAAGAGAAAGAGAAUGGAGAAGAGGGUAGCAAUAUUACAGGAAUGGUUUGACCGCGUUGACUCGGAGAAAAGUGGAAGCAUAACAGCGGUGCAGCUAAAGACAGCUCUUGCUGUGGGCAACCUGGAAUUUCCGCUCUCAGUGGUUCAGCAAAUGAUCAGGAUGUACGAUUUCGACCGGAAUGGUACUAUGAGCUUUCAAGAAUUUGUUUCACUCAACAACUUCCUUCUUAAGGUUCAACAUGCAUUUUCUGAUCUAGAGAGGGGUCGUGGUUUUCUUGUACCUGAUGAUGUAUUUGAGGCUUUGGUAAAAAUUGGUUUCAUGCUGGAUUCUCCUGCUUUUUACUCUGUCUGUGAGAGCUUCGAUCAAAGUGAAAAUGGGAGGUUUCAGCUGGACAACUUAAUAUCAAUCUGUAUAUUCUUACAAUCAGCACGGAACCUGUUUAAUUCAUUUGAUACAGCAAAACAAGGCAGAGUUACUCUCGAUCUGAAUCAAUUUGUCUAUUGUACUGCCAAUUGCAGAAUAUGAUUCAACUAUAUGACGGCUUGAGAAGAUGAUUCACAAAUAAUGCACUUUGUAAAAUACCAUAAAGUCAUCUUAGAGCAAGUUAAGUUGUGAUGGUGUUAUAUAAAAUGAAAACAUCUUGGGUUUGGAUACUAUUUGCCAUCUGUCUGCAAAAUACCGUGGUUUCUUUUUCUCCUUCCGAUGAUGUAAUCUUAUUUAUAAAACAUCUUGGGUUAUGAUAACUUGUGAAGAUGAUUCGUAGAGUUUUAGAGCCAGUUAUGUGUUGGAGAUAAAAUAUGAUGUAUAUCCUGAUUCUCAUUUCUCUGCAAAUUUUAUACGAAGUGUUUUUAUGCCCGAAGUUGGAUAUAAUCAUGUACUGUAACUCAGCUAGUUUUGGGAGCAACAAGAUGUAAAUAUACAAGAAUCUAGGAUCAA
Glycine soja is the source of this 986-nucleotide messenger RNA. Its product is annotated as sorcin-like. The transcript has 10 exons. Lineage: Eukaryota; Viridiplantae; Streptophyta; Magnoliopsida; Fabales; Fabaceae. The coding region runs from base 63 to 575 and encodes 170 amino acids. Gene Ontology annotation, molecular function: calcium ion binding. The record is from RefSeq and is a predicted model, not a curated record.